AUGGCCAUGCAUUCGAAUCUGACCUUGGAUCGGAGCUCAGUUGGGCACUGUGAGAAUAAAGACAGAAGUCAAUUAGCACUUAAAUUGCUUAUUGAGCUUCUCGCAUAUCAACUAGCGUCUCCUGUACGGUGGAUUGAAACGCAGCAUCAGUUGAUUACUGGUUGCCCUCCAGUAUGCCGUUUUGUUGAAGUUGGCCCGCGUACUACGCUUGCCACUAUGGCCAAAAAAUCUGCUGCUAGACACUACAGGUCCUAUGCAAAUUCACAAUGGUCGCACCUACAGUUUCUCUCCUAUCAGGACAACAAGGAUGAAAUUUUUUACCAUUACAUAGACUCUAAAGUCUGUUCAGACGAGAAAGGGAAAGCAGGACCUCCGACUUCACAUGAUUUGUCUUUGCUACCAUUGCUUCCUGGCUCUCUGAGGGAACCACAACAAUGCGUUCCGUCUAAAGCGCCUCCUUUGAGGGCUUCACCUAGUAUUGACGUGUCCCUUUCAUGUAACCAUAUUGCUCUGGCCAUGACAGCUCAGAAACUACGUCAACCGUUUGAUAAAGUUGCCAUGGGGAAAACUGUCCGCGAAUUAUCCGGUGGUAUGGGAAAAUCCACACUGCAAAAUGAGCUAGUAGGAGACCUUGUCGCAGAAUUCGGCAGGGUACCGGAAGGAGUUGAGGAUAUGACCUUGAUUGCGUUAGGAGAAGCGUUGCAAGGUGCUUUUGUUGGAAAGCCAGCUAAACACAUGACCACUCUAAUCGCUAGGUUAAUCUCAAGAAAAAUGCCCGCUGGGUUCAACCAAAACUCCAUGCAGGAUUACAUAUGCUCUCGCUGGGGCUUCUCCAAGGCUCACUCUCUCAUCCCUAUCUGCCUUGCGAUUACUAUUGAGCCGACCGCCCGUUUGGCAAAUGCACAUGCUGCGCAAGGGUAUAUUGAUGAGUUAAUCAGCCGGUAUGCGACAUUUCAAGGGAUUUCACUGGUCCCUGCCGAUGGUCUGUAUAUUGAGCAGAGCGAAUUAAUGCCGUCUGCUGUAAGUUUAUCUGAUCGUCAGGUCAUUCAGGAACAGCAGCGAAGCUAUUACCGUAAGCAUUUUGAUAUACUUGCGAAGUAUCUGGAGAUAGACCUCGGCGCUUCGGGACAGCCUCCACUAGAUAUAACAUAUCAAGAAACAUUAGAGAGAUGGAACGCUGAAUUCGAUGACCAUUUCUCUGAAGGAAUAAAGUCGAUGUUCGAUAUCAUGCAGGCUCGGAACUACGAUUCUUGGUGGAACUGGGCCAGGGAAGAGCUUAUCCAAUGGUUACACAAGGUUGCUUCGGACCCAUUAGACGUGGCUCUUCCAAGAAAAGGCAACCGCCUACGCAGGAUACUGAACCGCUGGGAUCCAAGUUGUAGCGACAUUGUCGAGGCAAUGAUCAAGUCGCCCCGUCCUGUCGGAUGUCCAAAGCAGGCGAUAUCCUCAUGUUCCGAUAUUCGGCUUGCGUUAAAGGAGAUUCUUCGUCUAGGAGACUUGGCUUUAGCGAGCGAGCCCAUCUAUAUCUAUUCCUUUCCGGCCUUGUGCCCGAAAACCACCAUCAGUAGCUCAGGCCAACUGGGAUAUAUGGAGACAGCCCGGAAAGUUUCUUCCUACCCGGACGUGGUAUGCCAAGGACGUCUAUGCGCCGACGACCUCGAAACAAUGAUACCUUUUGUGCAUAUUAAGUCUCGAAGGAACGAAGGUAGCUGGAAAUAUGACGCGGACGCAACCAGCAUACUGCAUGCAGCUCUAGGAACCGGAACUACUACUGGCUUUAGCUAUGCCAGCAAAACUGUUUUAGUAACAGGUGCUGGCCCUGACUCGAUCGGGGCACAAGUAGUGCAUGGUCUCUUGUGUGGUGGUGCUCGUGUAGUUGUCACCACAAGUCGAACAAUAUCCGAGAGCGCAAGCUUUUAUCAAGAACUAUACCGUCGGUGUGGCGCCAGAGGAGCGUCCUUGACGGUCUUCCCAAUGAACCAGGCGAGCAAACGGGACUGUGAAAACCUGAUAGAGCACAUAUAUAGUGCUGAUUCCCCUAUAGACGGCGACCUGGACUAUUUCAUACCAUUUGCUGCUGUUCCCCAAGCGGGUGAGCUGGAUAAACUGGGAAGUCGCCAGGAGCUAGCGCAUAGGGCUAUGCUGGUCAAUCUCCUGCGGAUUGUCGGUUUUAUUAGACAACAUAAGGAGAAACGACGGAUUAGCUGCCGGCCAACGACGAUUGUUCUCCCUAUGUCAUGUAACGAGGGCUCCUUCGGUGGUGACGGUUUGUACCCAGAGUCAAAAGCUGGCCUGAAGACCCUCCUGAACCGUUUCCAUUCCGAAAGCUGGUCAAGCUAUAUCACCAUUUGUGGUGCAGUUAUGGGUUGGACAAGAGGAACCGGGCUUAUGCACUCAUCCAAUAUUAUCGCAGAAGAAGUGGAAAAACUGGGUGUCAUUACCUUCACCCAAGCCGAAAUGGCAUUCAACAUCCUAGCUCUAAUGACACCUGGAAUUACUACACUUGCUGAGCAAGCUCCGGUCUAUGCGGACCUUACUGGAGGCUUGGGUCUGUUGUGGGAUAUUAAAGACCAUAUUUCAGGAAGUCGUAGGCGUCUUAACGAAGAAUCGCAGAUACGAAAGGCCCUACAGGAGGAAGAUACCCGUCACGUUUCGGUGCUCUUCGGACCACAACAGCAACAGCCAAAGGACACUGGGGUUAACAUUAGCAGGCGGCGUGCCCAUAUCCAAAUUCCAUUUCCUAUUUUACAACCAUUUGAUGACUUGAGAGUGAGUUUGCCCAAUCUCCAAGGGAUGAUAGAUCUCUCGCGUACAGUCGUCGUGGUAGGGUUUUCUGAGCUCGGGCCCUGGGGAAAUGCGCGCACUCGGUGGGAGAUGGAGCACCAAGGCUGGUUCAGUCUGGAAGGCUAUAUAGAGAUAGCAUGGAUAAUGGGAUUAAUAAAACACGUGGAUGGUGAUUGGAAAGGACGGCAUUACGUUGGCUGGGUCGAUGCAGAGACACAGGAGCCAAUACAUGAUCAGGACAUUCCCCACAAAUACCAUGAACACAUAAUGUCAAACACGGGUCUACGCCUUAUUGAGCCGGAGGGUGUGGACACUUAUAUUCCUUCUCAGAAGGAAUUCUUGCAGGAAGUGGCUGUUGAAGAGGAUCUUCCGCCUUUUGAGUGUUCGAAAUUAUCGGCAGAGGCCUUCAAACUACGGCAUGGCAACAAUAUCACGUUGCAGCCCAUUCCGGGUUCAGACAGCUAUCGUGUGUUUCUCAAAAAGGGUGCAGUUCUAAUGAUUGCUAAAACUAUCCCCUUUCAUCAGUCCGUAGCCGGGAUAGUUCCUACUAGCUGGGACGCUUUACGUUAUGGUAUUCCUGAAGAGAUCAUACAACAGGUCGAUACAACAACACUAUAUGCGCUUUGCUGUGUCUCAGAAGCCUUUCUAUCUGCUGGGAUUAAUGAUCCAUACGAUAUAUACCAACACAUUCAUGUUUCCGAGCUAGCGAACUGUUUGGGCACUGGAGGCGGGCCCAUGAAAGUCAUUCAAAAUAUGUAUCGUGAUCGAUUUCUCGACCGUCAAGUACGGGGCGAUAUCAUACUGGAACACUUCCUAAAUACAAUGGGUGCAUGGGUCAACAUGUUGCUAUUGUCUGCUUCGGGCCCCCUUAAAACUCCCGUCGGCGCAUGUGCAACCGCCUUAGAAUCUCUUGAUAUUGGCUGCGAUGCUAUUAUUUCGGGCAAUUGCAAAGUAGCCAUAGUCGGUGGCUGUGAUGACUAUCGUGAGGAGCUGUCGUUUGAGUUUGAUAGUAUCAAAGCUACAGCCAACUGUGUCGAGGAGCUGGCCAGAGGAAGACUUCCCGGUGAGAUUUCUCGUCCAACAGCCAGCUCGCGCAGUGGCUUCGCUGAAUCUGCCGGCUGCGGUGUGCAGCUCCUAAUGAAUGCCGAACUAGCCCUCAAGCUAGGCCUACCGAUCUACGGAAUUGUCGCGUAUAGUCAGAUGGCUAGUGACCAGGCUGGUCGCUCCAUCCCCGCUCCUGGAAAGGGCAUUCUAACUGCCGCGCGUGAGCACCAUGAGGCCAAAAGCUCUCCAUUUUUGGACUUUAAUUUCCGCCGCGCAGGUUUCGAUGAGGAAGUGGCGGAUAUUGAGCAAAAGUCGAUCGGUGGAUCGGUCGGGAGAAUGCAGAGUUCAGGCGCCGCCCAAGCAGUAGCAGAACAAUCCAGGAAACUGAAAGUUCAAGAUACUCAAUGGCGCUGGGCUCACAACAUUCGUCUACAAGACCCAUCAAUAUCCCCACUCAGGGCCGCCUUAGCUACAUGGGGCCUAGGAGUUGACGACAUUGGUGUCGUCUCAAUGCAUGGGACAUCAACCAAGGCAAACGACAUCAACGAAGGAGAAGUUAUUAACACCCAAAUGGAUCAUCUGGGCCGCCGCAAAGGCAAUCCACUUCUCUGCGUAUGCCAGAAAUCACUAACCGGGCAUCCGAAGGCAGCGGCAGGUGCGUGGCAGCUGAAUGGCUGCAUGCAGAUCUUGCAGAAUGGAAUCGUCCCAGGAAAUCGAAACGCAGACAACAUCGAUGCACAAUUGCGACAAUUUGAGCAUUUGGUAUACCCGAUGGAGUCGAUCAAGACAAGAGGAAUCAAAGCGACCAUGAUAACCUCUUUUGGUUUCGGGCAGAAAGGUGCCAUCGCCAUUGUGGUAACACCCAGCUACCUUCUUGCGUCUCUUCCCGCGUCGACGUAUGAAGAAUAUCGUGUGCGAGUGACACAGCGACAGCGCGCUGCCAAUCCGGAACUUGUCUCCCGGAUACUGAACAACUGCAUCGUGCAAAUAAAGAGCCUUCCACCAUGGGAGAACAAAGAUGCGACGGAAAAGGUCUUUCUGGACCCAGGCAGUUGUCGACAAGACGUCACGACGGAAUUUACCAACGAAGCACACGCCAACUCGUCUAAAUUGGUAAAUACUACCACCGAUCGCAACUCACAAAUAGUCGAGAAUGAGGAUGAAGGAACAAGUUUAUCUUGCCUUGUUGAAAAAAUGCUCAUAGAUGCCGUCGGGAGAUCCAAAGGAACAUCAUCUCCAAGCAUAGGAGUUGAUGUGGAAGAAAUCGCCAGCAUCAAUACCGAGAACGAGACAUUCUUACAGCGCAACUUCACUUUGGCUGAACGUGAGUACUGUUUGAAGGCGCCCAAUCCUCAAGCCUCUUUUACAGGUCGGUGGAGUGCCAAGGAGGCUGUCUUCAAAAGUCUUCACGCUUCCUCCUCGGGACCAGGGGCUCCGAUGCAGGACAUUGAGGUCCUUAGCCACUGUGGCGUCCCUAUAAUUACCCUUCAUGGAGAAGUCAAAGACAUCGCUCAGGCCAAGGAUAUAGGGAGGGUUGAAAUAAGUAUUAGUCAUACAAGUAAGGCAGCUGUUGCAAUCGCAGUGGCUGUGAAAGGUUGA
This is a messenger RNA of Aspergillus oryzae RIB40, 5427 nucleotides long. RefSeq lists its product as uncharacterized. Bases 1 to 5427 code for a protein of 1808 amino acids. Lineage: Eukaryota; Fungi; Ascomycota; Eurotiomycetes; Eurotiales; Aspergillaceae. Gene Ontology annotation, biological process: long-chain fatty acid biosynthetic process. Gene Ontology annotation, cellular component: fatty acid synthase complex. The transcript is spliced from 5 exons. The record is from RefSeq and is a predicted model, not a curated record. Gene Ontology annotation, molecular function: 3-oxoacyl-[acyl-carrier-protein] synthase activity; holo-[acyl-carrier-protein] synthase activity; 3-oxoacyl-[acyl-carrier-protein] reductase (NADPH) activity.